UACCAGAUACUGAAGUACCAGAUACUGAAGUACCAGGUACUGAAGUACCAGGUACUGAAGUACCAAGUACUGAAGUACCAGAUACUGAAGUACCAGGUACUGAAGUACCAGGUACUGAAGUACCAGAUAUUGAAGUACCAGAUACUGAAGUACCAGGUACUGAAGUACCAGAUACUGAAGUACCAAGUACUGAAGUACCAGAUAUUGAAGUACCAAGUACUGAAGUACCAGGUACUGAAGUACCAGAUACUGAAGUACCAGGUACUGAAGUACCAGAUACUGAAGUACCAGGUACUGAAGUACCAGAUACUGAAGUACCAGGUACUGAAGUACCAGAUACUGAAGUACCAGGUACUGAAGUACCAGGUACUGAAGUACCAGGUACUGAAGUACCAGAUACUGAAGUACCAGGUACUGAAGUACCAGGUACUGAAGUACCAAGUACUGAAGUACCAGGUACUGAAGUACCAGAUACUGAAGUACCAGGUACUGAAGUACCAGGUACUGAAGUACCAGAUAUUGAAGUACCAGAUACUGAAGUACCAGGUACUGAAGUACCAGGUACUGAAGUACCAAGUACUGAAGUACCAGGUACUGAAGUACCAGAUACUGAAGUACCAGGUACUGAAGUACCAGGCACUGAAGUACCAGGUACUGAAGUACCAGAUACUGAAGUACCAGGUACUGAAGUACCAGAUACUGAAGUACCAGGUACUGAAGUACCAGAUACUGAAGUACCAGGUACUGAAGUACCAGAUACUGAAGUACCAGGUACUGAAGUACCAGGUACUGAUGUACCAGAUACUGAAGUACCAGGUACUGAAGUACCAGAUACUGAAGUACCAGGUACUGAAGUACCAGGUACUGAAGUACCAGAUACUGAAGUACCAGGUACUGAAGUACCAGAUACUGAAGUACCAGGUACUGAAGUACCAGAUACUGAAGUACCAGGUACUGAAGUACCAGAUACUGAAGUACCAGGUACUGAAGUACCAGGUACUGAAGUACCAAGUACUGAAGUACCAAGUACUGAAGUACCAGGUACUGAAGUACCAGGUACUGAAGUACCAGGUACUGAAGUACCAGAUACUGAAGUACCAGAUACUGAAGUACCAGAUACUGAAGCACCAGAUACUGAAGUACCAGAUACUGAAGUACCAGGUACUGAAGUACCAGGUACUGAAGUACCAGGUACUGAAGUACCAGGUACUGAAGUACCAGGUACUGAAGUACCAGAUACUGAAGUACCAGAUACUGAAGUACCAGGUACUGAAGUACCAAGUACUGAAGUACCAGAUACUGAAGUACCAGAUACUGAAGUACCAGAUACUGAAGUACCAGGUACUGAAGUACCAAAUACUGAAGUACCAGGUACUGAAGUACCAGGUACUGAAGUACCAGAUACUGAAGUACCAGAUACUGAAGUACCAAGUACUGAAGUACCAGGUACUGAAGUACCAGAUACUGAAGUACCAGGUACUGAAGUACCAGGUACUGAAGUACCAAGUACUGAAGUACCAGGUACUGAAGUACCAAGUACUGAAGUACCAAGUACUGCAGUACCAGGUACUGAAGUACCAAGUACUGAAGUACCAGGUACUGAAGUACCAGAUACUGAAGUACCAGAUACUGAAGUACCAGGUACUGAAGUACCAGGUACUGAAGUACCAGAUACUGAAGUACCAGGUACUGAAGUACCAGGUACUGAAGUACCAAGUACUGAAGUACCAGGUACUGAAGUACCAGAUACUGAAGUACCAGGUACUGAAGUACCAAGUACUGAAGUACCAGAUACUGAAGUACCAGGUACUGAAGUACCAGGUACUGAAGUACCAAGUACUGAAGUACCAGGUACUGAAGUACCAGAUACUGAAGUACCAGUACUGAAGUACCAGGUACUGAAGUACCAAGUACUGAAGUACCAGGUACUGAAGUACCAGGUACUGAAGUACCUGGUACUGAAGUACCAAGUACUGAUACCAGGUACUGAAGUACCAGGUACUGAAGUACCAAGUACUGAAGUACCAGGUACUGAAGUACCAGGUACUGAAGUACCAAGUACUGAAGUACCAGGUACUGAAGUACCAGGUACUGAAGUACCAAGUACUGAAGUACCAGGUACUGAAGUACCAGGUACUGAAGUACCAGAUACUGAAGUACCAGGUACUGAAGUACCAGGUACUGAAGUACCAAGUACUGAAGUACCAGAUACUGAAAAACGGGAGAGAAGG
This is a messenger RNA of Procambarus clarkii (red swamp crayfish), 2231 nucleotides long. NCBI's taxonomy places the organism in Eukaryota, Metazoa, Arthropoda, Malacostraca, Decapoda, Cambaridae. The record is from RefSeq and is a predicted model, not a curated record.